Messenger RNA from Cajanus cajan (pigeon pea), 2056 nucleotides. RefSeq names its product Peptide-N4-(N-acetyl-beta-glucosaminyl)asparagine amidase A protein. NCBI's taxonomy places the organism in Eukaryota, Viridiplantae, Streptophyta, Magnoliopsida, Fabales, Fabaceae. The record is from RefSeq and is a predicted model, not a curated record.
CAUCGUUUUAAAUGCUGGUAACAUCUGUGUAACCAUUAGCAAAUAGCAAUCAUGAAUCACCCUUGUAAACUCAUCAUCAUGUACAAUCAUGUCCUCUUUAUCUUCCUCUUUCUCCACCCCAUUUCCUCUUCAAAACUCCACAAAACCAAGCUUCUCACAUCAGAUUUUCUCUCUGAAUCCACACCACCCACUGAGUACUUCGAGGUAACCGCACCCAUUGAACUCCCCAAAACCAAACCUUGCACACACCACAUUCUCCACCAUGACUUUGGGUUCACCUAUGGUCAACCCCCAGUUCUUGCUAACUACACCCCUCCCUCUCACUGCCCCUCUCACACCUUCUCCAAGAUCGUUCUUGAGUGGAAAGCCACUUGCAAAGGAAGACAAUUUGAUCGCAUUUUCGGUGUUUGGCUUGGUGGGGUCGAGCUUCUCAGAAGCUGCACCGCAGAGCCAAGAGCCACUGGCAUUGUUUGGAGUGUCCAAAAGGACAUCACAAGGUACCACUCUUUGUUUUCAACUCCCCAAACCCUUGCUGUUUUUCUGGGAAACGUUGUGGACCAAACCUACACUGGGGUUUACCACGUUGAUGUCGCCAUUUACUUUUAUCCUUCCAAUGAUGAUGUUUCCAAGUCAAAGGUUGGAGCUUUGGCAUUUGGGAGUGGUGUUCCUGCGGAUUUGGUCCUGCCCAUUUCCAGGAACCUUCCACUGAAUAGUGGGUUGUGGUUUGAAAUUGAGAAUUCCACUGAUGAGGGUUUGAAGGAGUUCAAGGUGCCCCAAAAUGCCUAUAGGGCUGUUUUGGAGGUUUAUGUUUCAUUUCAUGAGAGGGAUGAGUUUUGGUACACUAACCCUCCUGAUGAGUAUGUUAUUGCCAACAACCUUAGUGGUGCGGAUGGGGGUGGUUCGUUUAGGGAGGUUGUGGUUACUCUUGAUGGGAAUGUUGUUGGUGCAGUUUGGCCUUUUACUGUGAUCUACACUGGAGGGAUUAAUCCCCUCUUGUGGAGGCCUAUUACUGGGAUUGGAUCAUUUGAUCUUCCAUCCUAUGAUAUAGAGAUUACUCCCUUGUUGGGGACGUUGUUGGAUGGGAAGAGCCAUUCGGUGGGGUUCAGUGUGACCAAUGCGUUGAAUGUUUGGUAUAUUGAUGCAAAUUUGCAUCUUUGGUUGGAUGGGAAGAGCAGUAGAACAGAAGGAGGGCUUGUGGAGCUUGUUGACAAGCCUUUGGCUGUGGCUCUGGUGUCUGACUUUGAAGGUUUGAAUGGAAGCUUCUGGACUAGUGCAACGAGGUCCGUUUUUUCCUCUGGAUGGGUCAGAUCCUCCUAUGGGAAUAUUAGUACCAGUGUUGUUCAAGAUUUUGCUUACAACAGUUCAAUGGUGUUGGAGAAGAAUGGGGAUGAGCAAACUGUGUAUCAAGUGAUUAUUUCCAAUGGCAGUGUUCAUGCUGACCUUACAUCACUCUUUGUUGAUGACACUUACAGAAAAUUUUCCCUAUACUUCUAUGACAUAGAUAAGCCGGGUCAGGACCCCGAUACAACUUUCUCUAUUUCGAAUAUUACCUUGGGAAUUGAUGAGAACAAGUCUAGGAGCUCGGCUUUUGGAGUUUCAAAGAGUGCUCUCAAAAAUGUGCAGGAUGGGCAUGCUACUAUGGUUAUCAAAGGGAAUUUGGUUGUUAGGGGACUUGGUGAAACACAGCAAGAUUACCGUUACACAAGUGAUGGCCAUUGUUAUUCUAGGAAAGUUGGCAGCUCAAAUUACACAAUUCUCUACGACAAAGUCGGACAUUCAUGUAACAAAAGAAGUCAGUCUCAUCAUGGUCUUAAUUCUAUCAAAAAGUUGUUUAUUAUCUAGGGUCGUUUCUGUUAAGAACAGAGAAGUUUGGUCUACCCUGCUUGGUCCUACAAGUCCUUACUCUCCAUGAAAAUUUUCCUAUCUAGCUCCAAUUGCAGGUAUUUGUUCUGUGCUUACCGUUCCAGUUUGUUAUUUAUUUGCAAUUAAGAUUUGUGAGUCUGUUUUACUCUAUUUUCAACAAAUAUUGCAAUAAUAAAAUUGUGAUUUUCUUCAA